AUGGGGGUGAAAAGAAGCCUGCAGAGUGCCGGCCUGUCGCUGGGUGUCUUGGCCAACAUCCUCGUAGUGCUGGCUACCGCCACUGACUUUUGGAGCCGCUUCUCUGAUGGCCACAACGGACUGUGGCGGAUGUGUCGAAAGAACAACUGCACCUACUCCUCCUGUGAGACCAUGCUGGCGGUGACAGCGGCCUGUGUGGUGUUGGCUACUGGCUCGGGACUUGUGGCCUCAGUGCUGGGCGUCCGUGUCCUGCACGCAUCCCGGGACGGGAACCUUAUCCCACCCCGGGGCCGGAACGCCUGUCUAGUCUUCUUCCUGAGCGCGCUGCUGCUGCUGGCAGGCAUGGUGGGCUACACUGCGAGGGACGCGUGGAAGGUAGACAGCUUCUUCUCCUGGUCCUACUUCACCGCCUGGCUAGCCCUGCCCUUCUCCAUCCUCGCAGGUUUCUGCUUCCUCUUCGCGGACAUGAUCCUGCAGAGCACAGACGCCAUCAGCGGCUUUCCCGUGUGCUUGUGAGCCCAGCGCGGCUGGGCCGAGGAUCUAGGCUAAUAAAGGGGCUUCCCCCCCUCCCCAGUCUUCCUGGAUUUCCCUCCUCCCAGAAGCCUUCCGGGAAAACCCCUGGUGGGAAGGGGCCAGAGGGGAAGGAGUGACUUACAGUGUGGAAGGGGGGAGGGGGAAGGGAAAAGACUGAACCCCGCCCUCUCUCCGUGGCCCCGCCUUCUCUUUCCAAGGUCCCACCCCCGCCCUCCCUUUGGCCCCGCCCCCGCGCUCAUCCUUCUAGACUCGCUCCCUCCCGCACAUGCGCAAUGAACGCACUGUUGGGAGGAAAGACGGGAGGGGCUCCAACCCUUGGACCUCGAUUAGAACGAGGAGGUCUACCCUACCAGCUGUGUGCCCUUUGCCCGCCAUUGGCGUCCAAGCCUUACCCCCAGCUCACACCUACUCCCUUCAUUGGCCCGUGGUUGCGCGCCCCUCCCCAAGCUUCCAAGGCAUU
Molecule: messenger RNA, 994 nt
Organism: Trichosurus vulpecula (common brushtail)
Lineage: Eukaryota; Metazoa; Chordata; Mammalia; Diprotodontia; Phalangeridae
Gene: CLDND2
Product: claudin domain containing 2
Exons: 4
Coding region: 1-516 (171 amino acids)
Cellular component (GO): plasma membrane
Source: RefSeq, a predicted model, not a curated record